CGGACGAGGUCUGUCAAGAUGUUUGAAAGCCAUGGACCUCAUAGACGUCGUAGACCUGGAAGUCUCCUUAUUGAGCGGCUCCAGCGUGCGCCUUCAAAUUUCUUCCAACUCCAAAGUCCACGAGUUGCGGCAACAGGCGCAGGAGGCCUUCGGUGUCCGCCUCCGGCGGCUCUUCCUGGGCGACCGGCCGCUGUCGGUCAGCCAUACGCUGGCGGAAGAGAAGGUUCAGUCCGGUGACCGCGUGGCGGUGACAGUGUCCGAGCCCAGCUUGGCAUCCACGGCCUAUGCCUUCGCACUGGUGAGAGCUGAUGGUUCAGUGGUCACCUGGGGUGAUCCAGAUGCUGGUGCUGAUAGCCAAGACGUCCAAGCAGAACUGAAAGAUGUGGCAGAAGUGUAUGGAACUUGCUUUGCCUUUGCAGCGCUUUUGAUUGAUGGAAGAGUCAUCACGUGGGGCUAUCCAGAGUCUGGCGGGGACAGCAGCGCUUUGAACCUGACCAACGUCCAGCGGAUCGUGUCCUCCACUUCAUCCUUUGCGGCUUUAAAGGCUGAUGGAAGCAUCAUCACCUGGGGCCGUAGAGCUGAACAUUUGCAGCUGAAGGGCGAAGUGAAAGAGAUCGAGGCCUCAGGCGGUGCCUUUGCAGCUUUGAUGCUCGAUGGAACAGUGAUUAGCUGGGGCGAUCCCGACUUUGGAGGAGACUCCCAGGUCAGCAGUCAACUGAAGAAUGUCAUCAGCCUUGCGGCCUCUGACCGAGCCUUUGCAGCAGUCACCGCCAAUGGUCAGGUCUUCACCUGGGGCCACUCGGACUGCGGUGGCUGCAGCGACGACGUGCAGGAAAAGCUCCACUCGGUCUUGUGCGUCCAAGCCUCGGGCGGUGCUUUUGCCGCGUUGAAAUCCGAUGGCUCCGUGGUCACCUGGGGCCAUCCCGAUUGUGGUGGAGAUUCUCAGGCGGUUCAACACUUGCUGAAGGACGUUCGCCAGAUCCAGUCAGCCGGCGAUGCUUUUGCCGCCAUCGUGGGAGAGGGGCGCAUCGUCACCUGGGGCGACCCCGACUGCGGCGGUGCUGGUCCCGUCGGCGCAGCGGGCGCCUGGCGCCUCGAGGCCUCGGCGGGCGCCUUCUGCGCGUUGCUGGACGACGGCGGCGCCACCUGCUGGGGCGACCCCGACUGCGGCGGCGACUGCUCCGAGGUGCAGCACCUGCUACGUGAGGUCUUGCAGGUCCGUGGGAACGCCUGUGCCUUUGCCGCGCUGCUUCCCACGGGCGUCGUCACCUGGGGAUCGCCCUACAGCGGUGGCGACAGCCGCCGCGUGCGCGCGGAGCUGGCCGGCGCCUGGCGCCGGUCGUCCACGUCCGCGUCCGCGGUCGAGAGAGCUCCCAAGAGGCGGAUGCUCGAGGCGAAGGAGAUAGAGAAAGGAUGA
Durusdinium trenchii is the source of this 1417-nucleotide messenger RNA. The record is from the annotation of a GenBank genome assembly. Lineage: Eukaryota; Dinophyceae; Suessiales; Symbiodiniaceae.